CUUGAUUUGGGAUGUUAAAAUGCUCCCAAGACGCGUUUGGAAAGAACAGACGCCAAAUCCCUCCUGGCAUUGUCACGAAUGAUAUCUUCUCAUUUGAUGGUUCUCUGCACCUCCUUUUGUAAGAGUGCAUAAUCUGCAGGUCUAAACAAAGUUGAGGUAUAAGUGAAUGGGCUCGUCGACGCGACACGGAUUUUCUUUUUUUUCUUUUAAUUGCUGGCAAUGUCGAGCAACUCGUCAAUUUUUUUAAACGGUCCUCUCCUGAGAGAUGUCUUAGUUUAAAUAAUUUAACCUUCUUGUUAUCAUGGAUGUAACGCGUUUUUGAUAAGGUAUACCCGUUUACUUUCUUUCUUGCCUUCUUUUGAUUUCUACUUUUGCAUAAUGUGCGUUAAGGUUUUAUAUUAAUAUAAAAAUCUAUGCAAGGGUGAUCUAGAGUCCCUCGUUCAAAGUAAUUCAAGGCAAUAAAUUUAUGACACGAGAAGGUUGAGUCGAUCCUACCAAGAAAAUGUGAGUCAGUGAUUUAAUAAUAGAGAUUUCCUUACGUGUUAACGUGUGGAAACACAAGCAAGCGAUUGGACAGAACUCUGGUGAUUAUGCUAUGAAGUUGUAUGAGUAAGAAUAAGUGGUCGGUGAAGGUGCUUCAAAAAUAUUUCAGUACGUAAUUAUGAGUGUAUGGUGGUGGCUAAGAGUCUACCUUCUCUUAUUUAUUCCCUUGUUUUCUCUUCAUAAGUUUUUCGGAUAAAUGGAAAUAUCGUUUACUUUCUUAGUUUAUUUCUUGUAAUUAUUUAAGAUAAAUAGAAGAUGAGUUAAGGAAACCCCCGAGGCAAUAAUGCAAUUUAUCGAGUUCUUAUAAGACCGGUACUAUAAAUAGACGUCAAUGUUGAGUAGCCUAAGAUGGAUCACCGCUUUGAUGGCGGUGAUGCUGACAAUUACUAUUAAGGCAAACUACCCACCACCGGAAAGACUGACAGGAAUGAAUCCAUGCAUCAGCAAACAAACAUGCCACGAGUGCAUACAAACUCCUCAUUGCGCUUGGUGUGCAGCUCCUAAAUUCUCUGAGAAACGAUGUUUCCUGCCAAACAUCAACACCAAGAUCUUUGCAACCUGCGAAGAGAAAUAUACCUGGAAUCCAGAUAAUGUCUUUAGUAUGCUAAGACAUCGUGAUCUGACCAAAGGAGGUUAUGGGAACAGAGGAUCGGGAGGCUAUAGUUCGUCCAGCUCAUCCAGCUCGGCGAGUUCAUCGAGUUCGACGCAAAUAAAGUCUGGAGGGAGACAAGAGGCAGUGCAGAUCUGGCCACAGGAGGUUAACUUAAAACUCAGAAUAAACGAGGCAUACCGAAUGUCGUUUGCUUACUCCCAAGCUGAAGAUUAUCCCGUUGACCUCUACUAUCUCAUGGACUUAAGUAAGUCUAUGGAAGAUGACAAAAAGAAACUGUCAGACCUGGGACAGUUACUCGUGGAAAGCAUGAGCAAGAUCACGAGCAAUUUCCGACUAGGGUUUGGAAGCUUCGUCGACAAGGUGGUCAUGCCUUACGUCAGCACGAUGCCGAAGGCUCUCGCUGAACCUUGUCCCGGGUGUGCCGCUCCUUAUGGAUACAAGAACAUCAUGCGUCUUUCCCAGGACACCAGUCACUUUGCAGGAUUAGUAAGCAACGCUUCAGUUUCUGGGAAUCUGGAUGCUCCAGAGGGAGGAUUUGACGCUAUUAUGCAAGCUAUAGUGUGUCGCAACGAAAUUGGCUGGAGGGAGAAGGCUCGUCGACUGUUGGUGUUUUCCACCGAUGCUGGUUUCCACUACGCGGGGGAUGGAAAAUUGGGUGGGAUCGUCAAACCCAACGAUGGUCAUUGUCAUCUGGACUACACUGGAUUGUAUACGCAUUCCUCGCUGCAAGAUUAUCCGAGUAUCUCUCAAAUCAAUUUGAAAGUUAAGCAGAAUGCCAUUAAUGUCAUAUGGGCUGUUACCGAGGAACAGAUCAGCAUUUACAAGAGAUUGACCAAGCACGUGGAGGGCUCUUUUGCUGGGAAACUUUCCGAAGACUCUAGCAACGUAGUGGAACUGAUUAGGGAACAGUACGAUGCGAUCUCCAGUUCCGUCGAGAUGAAGGACACCGCCAGCAGUGCGGUAAAGGUUCGAUACUUUUCCAGCUGUCUCGGUGGCGGUGCUCCGAUAGAAACUUCCAAGUGCGAUGGCCUGAAGGUUGGUACGAAGGUAGAGUUCAUCGCGGAGAUCGAGGUCACCAGUUGUCCGGCGAAUAAGUCAGAAUGGAAACAGAGAUUCGACAUCUACCCGGUUGGAAUCAACGAGACCCUAACCGUAAACUUGGAGAUGCUCUGCGACUGCGACUGCGAACAUAAGGGGCAUUCAAUGUACGAGCCCAAAUCGCCAGAGUGCAGCGGGGUGGGCACUUUAAAAUGUGGCGUAUGCGAGUGUUUCGAUGGAUUCUUUGGCAAAAGGUGCGAGUGUAGCCCGCACCAGGACUCGACGGGUUUCGACAAGCAUUUUCAAUCCUGCCGGCCAGAUAACACCUCCCUGGUUGAUUGCUCCGGAAGAGGAACCUGUGCCUGCGGAGUGUGCGAAUGUGAGGAACGAGAGAAUCCCGAAGAGACCAUAUCGGGCCACUUUUGUGAGUGCGACAAUUUCUCGUGCGACCGUGACAAGGGUCUUCUGUGUUCCAACCACGGUACCUGCGAGUGUGGCCAGUGCGCUUGCAAUGCCGGCUGGACCGGACCCUCUUGCAACUGUAGAUCCUCUAACGAUACUUGCAUCGCUCCGGGAACUACCAAUGGAGUGCUGUGCUCGGGCCACGGAGACUGCAUCUGUGGCGAAUGCGUCUGUCACGUCGAAGGAGACAAUACUCGCUAUUCCGGCAAGCAUUGCAACAAGUGUCCGACAUGUCCCAGCCGUUGCGAAGAGUUGAAAAGUUGCGUACAGUGCCAAAUGUACGGUACCGGUAACUAUAGCAAUCCCGAAGACUGUGCCAAAAAUUGUCGAGAGUUCGUGCCGGAAGCCGUCGAAGCGGUCACCGUCGACGUGGACAACGACGAGGUGCCCUGCUUCGGCACCGACGAAGACGACUGCAAAUAUAACUUCGUUUACUACUACAACGAGACCAACUGCCUAAAGGUUAGGGCACAGACCGAGAGGGAGUGUCCGCCCCAGGUGUACAUGCUGGGCAUCGUCCUGGGGGUAAUCGCCGCAAUAGUCCUUAUCGGCCUGGCUCUUCUACUUCUCUGGAAGCUCCUGACGACAAUUCACGACAGGAGGGAGUUUGCGAGGUUCGAGAAGGAGAGGAUGAUGGCCAAAUGGGACACGGGGGAGAAUCCAAUUUACAAACAAGCGACGUCGACAUUCAAGAAUCCAACGUACGCUGGGAAGUCUUAGAGAAGAUACGGAGCGGCACCCUCGAGGCUUCCAGAGAAUCGUCAAACGCCGCAAAGGUGUUAUAAGGCGUGUAAAGUUAACCCCGCGAACGGAAGGGAUCCUUGUUCGCGUUGCACAAAGGACUAAACUAUUUAUACGAAGUAAUUGAGAAUCGAAUCGAUUAAUAUAAUUCCGUUAAGCCAUUACGAUGUAAUACUGCCAUACUACUUAGACCGUUGACGGACGUCCAGCGACCGAGCUUAAAGAGACGAGACUCUUUGCUCCUUUAAACUUUUAUUCUUGUCGAUUAAAGCGCACGAGCUGACAAAGGGGGAACGCUGAAUGGUCGAUUGACGCGUCACGCCAAUGGAUCAUAGUAUCUAUCUAAUUAUUUAACGUAACUCAAGAAACGGAACGCCUUUCCAGCGGUACUACCCUUUUUUCUUAGUCGGUCCCAUUAACAGUAGACCGUAUUUACUUUUUAUACUUACCGAUGCGAAUCGAGUUACGCUUUUGACGACUGUAUAGUUGUACGUGUCAUGUGCCUUGCUAUGCUGUACUUUCCACAAUGUGCCGAAACGUUCUCUAAAGAGACCCUUUGACCGAGGUGCCGACAAUUAUACAUGGGCAGUUGUUCCAUUGUACGUCUUGGUGUACAUUUAGAAGAAUUAAUGUGCCCGUUAUUUGACGUACGAUAAUUAUCCGCCCCCCCCCCACUAGAAUUGCUCCACGUGAAAGGUCCUGUGGAGGCCAAACCGUGCUUCGGAAUUAUUCCAACUUGGUCAGAUUCCGAGUUUCCGUUGAUAAUAAAUUAUUGUUCUAUGCGCGAUUAAUGAUAGGACCGAAACUUUCGUCGCGAACGCACAUUCGUUGUCGCACAAUGAGACACUCGUCACAUUAACUUCCGUUCACUUUUAGAUUAUAUCAUGUAUAAUAUUGUAUAGAUUAUUAUGCAUAAGAGGUGGAGAAACGAGAUCGUACGUCGAAGGUGAAUAGAAGUUAAUUAAUAGGACGUUCUCGUUGAACCUCUCAUAUUUACAUUUAUCACCUCAAACAUUACAGAAAUCAUGAGUAACGUAAGAAUGUCACGUGUCCGAAACAUCCUCAUAGGCUGAGUAACUCGACGUCGUUUCCUGUGGAAAAAAAAAAUUGCGUGUCUGCGGUACGGAUAGUUUUUAAAAAAGUGCUUCAGUUGCGGGUGACCAAAAAUUGUCGCAGGCUUUUUUUUAAGGAAUCAAUCUAUGUAUUUUCUUUGAUUAAAGGUCCACGGAAGUAACGUCGACGACUCUCGAACGGUCCCAACGACUCCUCGUCGAUCUUAUACCGUUGUACUUUUUAAGUGGUUGCGUUUUACUCUAAGUUUGGAUGAAAGCGAUCUGGUGCGACUAAGAACUCAUCUAGAACUGACCGAAUGUAUGAAAUUCGUGAAAAAGGUAUAAUAAAAGUUGUACACUAAUUAACCUA
Molecule: messenger RNA, 4819 nt
Organism: Orussus abietinus
Lineage: Eukaryota; Metazoa; Arthropoda; Insecta; Hymenoptera; Orussidae
Gene: mys
Product: integrin beta-PS
Exons: 10
Coding region: 875-3376 (833 amino acids)
Biological process (GO): cell adhesion mediated by integrin; cell-matrix adhesion; integrin-mediated signaling pathway
Cellular component (GO): integrin complex; focal adhesion; cell surface
Molecular function (GO): integrin binding
Source: RefSeq, a predicted model, not a curated record